CCACAGCCCAGCAUGGGGACAGCCACCAGCGUGGUCUGCGCCCUCCUCAUCCUCUCCACGCUGUGCUGGCACAGCCUGGCUCAGAGAGCUCCAGCCGUGCCAGACAAGUGCUGCUUCAACUUCCAGACCAGAAGGAUCAGGAGGGACAACGUGGUGGCCUGUUACCCCACCAGCCCCGAGUGCCCGCACAAGGCUGUGAUCUUCAGGGUGAGGAAUGGGAAGGAGAUCUGCACCCAGGCCGGCAGGGCGUGGGUCAAGAGGUACCAGCAGAGCUUCCAAGUCAGCUCCUUCUCCAUCCCCAGCUAGCGGGGUGGCCGGGGACAGCGGGGACUCCUCCCCAUGGGGGACACCACCGAGGCAGAGGGGACACUUCUGGAUGGAGCAGCUCACCAGGGACAUCCUCCCCAUCACGAUGACCCUCACCACCUCCCUGAAGGCAAAUGGCCUUUGCCAGCCCACCAGGAUGGAGUGUCCAGACCCUCUGCGGUCCAUGGAGAGGCUGCAGCAGGCGGGGGUGAAGGGGGAGCAGCUCCACAGCUGGUUUUUGUCGACUCUGAACAGAAUUAAACGUGAU
Messenger RNA from Vidua chalybeata, 574 nucleotides. RefSeq names its product C-C motif chemokine 3-like. The record is from RefSeq and is a predicted model, not a curated record. Gene Ontology annotation, molecular function: CCR chemokine receptor binding; chemokine activity. Gene Ontology annotation, biological process: neutrophil chemotaxis; cellular response to interleukin-1; cellular response to tumor necrosis factor. NCBI's taxonomy places the organism in Eukaryota, Metazoa, Chordata, Aves, Passeriformes, Viduidae. The transcript is spliced from 3 exons. Bases 13 to 306 code for a protein of 97 amino acids. Gene Ontology annotation, cellular component: extracellular region.